AUGUGUGUGCGUGUGUGUUUACCUCAAACAGGCUUCCUAGACUCUCAGCCUCUGAGAGAGGCUGAUGAAGACUUGGUGUCAGAGGUCAACCUGAACAACACCCUCAUGACGGAGGAGGAGCGAGAGGAGAUUCAGCAGGAGCUGGCUAAACUGGAAGAGGAGAUCAGCACGCUGAGGCAGGUCUUGUUGUCCAAAGAGAAGCAGCACGCAGACCUCAAGCAGAAGCUGGGCAUCACUCCUCUGAGCGAGUUCAAAAACAACUUCAGCAGAGGCUGGCAUGACAUGCAGACCUCUACUGCGUGAGUUAACACGUGUGCGUGCAUGUGGAAAUGG
Messenger RNA from Cololabis saira (Pacific saury), 333 nucleotides. Its product is annotated as tumor protein D53 homolog. NCBI's taxonomy places the organism in Eukaryota, Metazoa, Chordata, Actinopteri, Beloniformes, Belonidae. The transcript has 2 exons. The coding region runs from base 1 to 303 and encodes 100 amino acids. Gene Ontology annotation, biological process: positive regulation of apoptotic signaling pathway; positive regulation of MAP kinase activity. The record is from RefSeq and is a predicted model, not a curated record. Gene Ontology annotation, cellular component: cytoplasm.